Molecule: messenger RNA, 1540 nt
Organism: Urocitellus parryii (Arctic ground squirrel)
Lineage: Eukaryota; Metazoa; Chordata; Mammalia; Rodentia; Sciuridae
Gene: Ido1
Product: indoleamine 2,3-dioxygenase 1
Biological process (GO): 'de novo' NAD+ biosynthetic process from L-tryptophan
Cellular component (GO): cytoplasm
Molecular function (GO): indoleamine 2,3-dioxygenase activity; heme binding; L-tryptophan 2,3-dioxygenase activity
Source: RefSeq, a predicted model, not a curated record
UAUAAAAAAUAGAUGUUCUGAAACUUCUUAGAGGCUGAGGAGGAUCAGUGGAGUAGACCUCAAGAAUGGCACUUAUGGAAGAUUCUUGGGAAAUCCUUGAAGAGUACCAUAUAGAUGAAGAUCUGGGCUUCGCUCUGCCAAAUCCACUGGAGGAACUACCUCAUGAUUAUGAUGCCUGGAGUUUCAUUGCUAAAAAUCUUCCUGAACUGAUUGAGAAUGGCCAACUUCGAGCAGAAGUUGAGAAGAUACCACUGCUCAGCAUUGAUGAGCUCCAAGGACAUAAGUCACAGCGACUCGCACAUUUGAUUCUGGGAUACAUUACCAUGGCAUACGUGUGGGAUCGAGGUGAUGGAGAUGUCCGAAAGGUCUUGCCAAGCAAUAUUGCUAUUCCUUACUGCAAACUCUCUGAGAAGCUGGGACUGCCUCCUAUUCUGUGUUAUGCAGAUUGUGUCUUGGCAAAUUGGAAGAAAAAGGAUCCCAGUGGGCCUAUGACCUAUGACAACAUGGACAUUUUGUUCUCGUUUCCUGGUGAGGAGUGCAGUAAAGGAUUCUUCCUGGUUUCUCUGUUGGUGGAAAUAGCAGCUUCUCCUGCAAUCAAAGCAAUUCCCAUUAUACUCAGUGCUGUGAAACAGCAGGACCAGGAUACUUUGCAAAAGGCACUUCUUGAUGUGGUUUUUUCUCUGAAAGAAGCCCUAAGAGUGUUUCAGGAAAUUCAUGAGUAUGUGGACCCCAAACUAUUUUUCAAUGUUCUUCGCAUAUAUUUGUCUGGCUGGAAAGGAAACCCACAGCUGUCAGAGGGUUUGCUGUAUGAGGGGGUCUGGGACACCCCGAGAAAAUAUGCAGGGGGAAGUGCUGCCCAAAGCAGCAUAUUUCAGAGUCUUGAUAUCCUUCUGGGCAUAGAGCAGAUUGCUGGUGGAGGACCUGCUGCUGAGUUCCUCCAGGACAUGAGAACAUACAUGCCACCAGCACAUCAGGACUUUCUUCGCUUCUUAGAGACAGGUCCAUCAGUCCGUAAAUUUGUUGUUUCAAAAGAUGAUGCUGGCUUGCAGGAAACUUUUGAUCAGUGUGUGGAAGCUCUGGUCUCCCUGAGGAGCUACCAUUUGCAAAUAGUAACAAAAUACAUUGUGAUUCCUGCAAGCCAGAAACCCAGGGAAAAUGAAAUGGCAGAAGAGCCAACCGGACAAGAAAACAGAGGAACUGGAGGCACUGAUAUCAUGAAUUUCCUAAAGACUGUAAGAAACACAACCAAGAAGUCCUUUUUGAAGGAUCGUUAAUGUAACCCCAGCAAGGGUACAUUUCACUGAAGCACAGAAAUUGACAUAUUUUCCUGUCACUGCUCAUUGAAUCAGACCCAUGAAUUAAUGAUAGAUAGUAAUUUACUAAUGAUACACCAUAAAAAGAUUUCUAAAUAUUUUUUUCUUUUAUCUAUGGAUCUAUGUAGGAAAAUAACAAAAAAUGAUAGUAUAAGGAUGCUACAAAUAACAUUAGAAAUAUUAUAAUCUAUUUAUCAAUGGAAUAUAACGAUGAAAUUCAAUAAAGA